AGCAUCUCUCUCACUACUUUGCUUUGUUUCUACCCACAAACCAGUUGUUUGACAUUGGGCUGUUUGGUGUAUGCUUACUUCCUCUUUUUUGUGUGUCUGUUAGUGCGUUUUUUGGCGAUUUUAAAGCGAUUUUAUGCUAUACAUAAGUAGCAGAUUUAAAUGAUUAGUCGCUGUCUCAACAAUGUCCCAUGAAGAAGAUAUACAAUUCAUAGGCAUGAAGACUUCUUCUAGUGAGGGAGCUCUUCCAGAUAUAAUUGGACUUGAUUCAAGCUCCACUUCGCCAACUUCCCUGGCUUUUGUUGAUAAUUCAACUAUCAAUUCAAAAAUUAAGAAAAAUGAAAGUAAACAGUCAAAUCAACCAAGCAUAUUUGCUUACUUGAACAGUAACAAAUUCAAUGGAAGAAUCUCCAAAGAAAGUAAUGCAAGAACUGAUCAGGGAUCUGAUUUGGCUAAUGGCUUGCAAUCAAAGAACUCUUCAGUUGCUUCAAAACCAGAAACAAUUGAAAUUGAUGAUCCUCAUGAAAUAAAUGAUAUCACAAUGACCAGUCCAACAAUUGAUAAAGAGGUCCUUGAUGUUCAGGAUAACGAUAACCAUAAUGAAUAUGAUAAUGAUUCAAGCUUGCUUAUAGACUCAAAAUCUCAAGAAGAGUAUCAAAUUUGGAAGAAAAAUUCUCCUUAUUUGUAUGAUUACUUGCAAACUUUUUCCUUAGUAUGGCCUUCAUUAACUGUUCAAUUUCUUCCUGAUUUUGAAAAAGUUGAAAUUAAUAACAUCAGCCUUUCCGAAAAUUAUGAUCGUAACAUUAAUGAAAAAAAUGACAAUUUAAAUAAAACUAAAAUCAAACCUAAUAACAAAAGUACCAAAACUAAUAACCAGGUAUUCAAAAAAAAAUUUCGAUUAUUAUUUGGCUCUUUUUCUUCUAAAGUUUCAUCCGAAUUCAUUCACUUUGCAGAUUUUACUACGUCUGAUCUAAGUUCAAAAUUUAUCUCUAUUGAACAUUUUGAUCCAGAGAAAAAUGAGUUUCUAAACAGUAAUAUAAAUAAUAUAACUAACUCCAGUAGCUCAAAUAAUAAUAGUGCAAAUUAUCUUUUUAAAAAAAUUACAGUCAAUCAAAAGAUUUUAAAUAAAGGUGAUAUUAACAGACUAAUUUAUAUGCCUCAAAAACCAGAUAUAAUAUCCUCUAUUAAUGAUUCUGGCAAAAUUUAUCUAUUUGAUAGAACAAAGCAUUUCAGUAAACUAAAUAGUACUUUUGAGAAAUUCAAACCUCAAAUGAUUUUGGAUUACCAUAAAACCGAGGGUUACGGCUUAUCUUUUAAUCAUCACAAAGAAGGAUAUUUGCUUUCUGCUUCUCUGGAUGGAAAUGCCUGUCUUUGGGAUAUCAAAAGUACUUUUUCUCUAAAAAAUAAUACAGUGGAUACACCAUUAAGUGUGGUCAAAAACUCACAUCCUGGUGGUGUAAAUGAUAUCAAAUGGUUAUAUUCUCAUGACUCAAUUUAUGGUUCUGUUGGAGAAGACAAUUCAAUAAAAAUUUUCGAUAUAAGACUACCAGUUCUUAAUGAUAGUAAAAGAUCUACACCCUCAAAUAACUCAUAUCAUAAUAGUGGAAUUAAUUCUUUAUCCUUCAAUUUUAAAAAUAUGUUUUGUCUAGCAACUGCUGAUUCUGAUGGUUUAAUAGCGAUCUGGGACUUGAGAGAUUUUUCAAAACCCAUAUAUUCUUUAAAAAACGCUCAUAAGGGGUCAAUUUCUACCAUAAAAUGGAAUAAUAAUCUUGGUUCCAUAUUGGCUUCAGCUGGUCAAGACGACCAUAGAGUCAAACUCUGGGAUAUGGCUCAGAUGAACCCAAAUAACGAUACUUCAACUAUCAAAGAUUAUGACCAGGGCUUUACUGAGCCCAUAGAUGAUAAAACUUUUAAUAGAGAAUUGUUAUUUAUUCAUGGAGGACAUAUGAGUGGUGUUAAUGAUAUAUCCUGGAAUCCCAACGAUGAUUGGAUGAUUUCCUCUGUGUCUAAUGACAAUUCUUUGCAUGUUUGGAAACCUUCAAAAUCCAUUGUGGAAUAAUUAUAAAAAACUUAAUUGAUAGAUUUUUCUGAUUUAACUAAAUCAUUUUGUCAAGAGUUUAUUUCUAAUUUAAUAUUAACUGUAUUUUUAGCUACUCUUUUAGUUGUAUCAAUAUAAACCAUUUUUAUAAUUAUAUUUGAAGAAUGUUUUAUAUUGAAGGAAUUUAUCAGAAAAGAAGUCUCAAUGUGUAGAAUGAUUAUAAAUAAUUGAGACAAAUUGAAAAAAAAAAACAUUGAAAAACGAUAGAAUUAAAAUAGAAAUAUAAAAGUAAAUCAAUAACACAAAAAAACAAAAUAAUGGAUGAAAAUGAAAGACAAAACAUAGAUAAUAAAAAUGAAAAUAUAAAAUAUAAAAUAAAAUAUAAAAAAAUAUGAAAAACGAACAUAGAAAAUAGAUAACAG
Messenger RNA from Ascoidea rubescens DSM 1968, 2457 nucleotides. RefSeq names its product Msi1p (gene MSI1). The record is from RefSeq and is a predicted model, not a curated record. The transcript has a single exon. Gene Ontology annotation, biological process: regulation of gene expression. Gene Ontology annotation, molecular function: histone binding. Lineage: Eukaryota; Fungi; Ascomycota; Saccharomycetes; Ascoideales; Ascoideaceae. Gene Ontology annotation, cellular component: cytoplasm; nucleus; Rpd3L complex. The coding region runs from base 182 to 2056 and encodes 624 amino acids.